AUGUCAAUCACCACCACUGUAGCCAUGUAUCGCAUGAUCUUAUUAUAUGUAUUCAUUUCAAUAACCCUAUGUUUUGCAAUUCCACCUGAUCAAGAUGAUUUCUAUAAUCCUCCAGACAACUUAACAGAUUCAAAACCAGGAAAUAUUCUUAAAAUUCGUCCUAUUCCAUCACCAAUUAAAAGUAUAUUAUCAAUCAAAUUACCCAUUUUGGAAACUUGGCAAAUAUUAGUUCGAUCUCAAGAUCUGAAUGGUUUACCAAAUUCAAUAAUAACAACAUUAAUAAUUCCAAAAUUUUUUAAAUCAAAUAAAAUCAUUUCUCAUCAAUCUUUUGAAAAUUCUCCUCUGUUAAAAUGUUCACCUUCUUAUGCUAUACAAACACCAAAUUUUGAAACUUUACAAAUACAAACUGAUUUAAUUUUCAUAUCUGGUUAUCUUAAUCAAGGUUAUAUAGUUAAUUUACCUGAUCAUGAAGGUCCAAAUUCUUCAUUUUUAAUUGGAAAAUCAUCAGCAUAUACAAUUUUAAAUUCAAUAAGAGCAAUUGAAAUUUUUAUGAAUUUUAAAAAUUCAAAAAUUGCAUUAAUUGGUUAUUCAACUGGUGGAUUUGCUUCAAUUUGGGCAAGUAUGUUAAAUAAAUAUUAUUCUCCAGAAUUAAACAUUAUUGGUGUUGUAUCUGGUGGUACUAUUGGGAAUAUAACAUCAUUUAUACAAAGAAUAAAUGGUGGUCCAUAUGCUGGAUUAAUAGUUAAUAUCUUUCAAAGUUUUUGUAAUGAAUAUAAUGAUUUCAAAGAAAUGUUAAUUAAUUCAGGUGGUGGUAAAAUUGAAUCACAUGAAUGUUUAUUUCCAAGUGCUGUCAAAUAUUUCAUGAUGAAUAUAAUUGGAGAUAUUUAUAAUGAAAAUAUUCUUUAUGAUUCAAUUUGCAAGAAAUAUAUUUCUGAAAAUAAUCUUAUUGAACAGGAAUUAACCCCUCAAGUACCAGUAUUAUUGUAUCAUUCAAGAUUUAAUGAAAUGACACCCAUGAAAGAUGUUGAAAAAUUAAAAGAAUAUUGGUGUUCUAAAGGUGUUCAAUUGGAAAUCGCUGAAGAUUUAAGUUAUAAUCAUAUGGUUGAAGCAUAUACUGGAAUACCGGCGGCAAUAACUUGGAUUGAAAAUCAUUUUAAUAAAUCAAUCAAAAAUUCUGGUUGCAAACACGUGACACGAAUCACCAACCUUAAUUACCCUGGAAUAUCUCCUGUAAUUAAACAUUAUAUUAAUAUUACACAACAAGUAAUUUCACAUAUUAUACCUUAA
Candida tropicalis MYA-3404 is the source of this 1287-nucleotide messenger RNA. It is a transcript of the gene LIP7, whose product is annotated as Lip7p. The transcript has a single exon. Gene Ontology annotation, molecular function: triacylglycerol lipase activity. The record is from RefSeq and is a predicted model, not a curated record. Gene Ontology annotation, biological process: lipid catabolic process. The coding region runs from base 1 to 1287 and encodes 428 amino acids. NCBI's taxonomy places the organism in Eukaryota, Fungi, Ascomycota, Pichiomycetes, Serinales, Debaryomycetaceae.